Molecule: messenger RNA, 5700 nt
Organism: Orussus abietinus
Lineage: Eukaryota; Metazoa; Arthropoda; Insecta; Hymenoptera; Orussidae
Product: mitogen-activated protein kinase kinase kinase 11
Exons: 13
Coding region: 768-4298 (1176 amino acids)
Biological process (GO): protein phosphorylation
Molecular function (GO): ATP binding; JUN kinase kinase kinase activity; protein binding
Source: RefSeq, a predicted model, not a curated record
UUAUCGUCGUGAGCGGUGGGUCCGUUUUCUAUGGUUAACGCGAAAUUGUCGCAGGUACAGCGGGCUGACGCGGUGCGCCGCGUCCUCGAGGAGGCGUUCCCGCGACUUCGAGGCCGGGCACGAGUCGCGGCCACACGGUCGAGAGCCAAUUCCGGGCCGAGAGCCGUGCGCGUAAACAGUGGCUUGUGGGUAUACACACCCUGACGCGAGAGCGAACCCCGAGUGUUUUGCACGGCCUUUGGAGCGCCGGUGGAUCGGUGCGGUCCCGUCGCGGCGCCGGCCAUCCCGGCCCGUUGGCCGAGUCUCCGGAGUCCGCCGAGGUGCCGCGACCUCCCCGAGCCGAGGAGAAGGCCAAAAUGCCGGUCCACGGGAAACUGUUUUUGUGCACGGGGUGGCGGCGGUGGUGGCGGUCGUGGUGGUGGUAACGACCAGGUAACCGCGGCCGGGCUUUCGAGGGACCGCGCGCCGUUCUCCACGGCGACAGACGUGCGAUUCUCGAGAUCGAGCCCGACCCGCCUCCGCGACACAUGAAUUCGCCUCGAGAGACCCGCCGCUCCGGAGAUGGAAAUCGGUUCGGAGGUGUUUCCCUCGACUCGAUGUCGAUCGACGCUCUAGUCGCUCCCCGGAAGGCAUAGGAAACUUUGACGGCACCUUAUGAAUCUCCUCUGCACGAAGGGGCUCGUAAAGUGCGUCGUGGUUACCAUAUCGGAGCCAGGCAGGCAGGAUAGGUUGCAAGGAACGGCAGAGGCGGGAGAGCGUCGAGCCUUAUGCCGCCAGCUGGGAUAUCGGCGAGAGGCUCCUCCGUCUUGAUGGACCACGGACACCCGGAUGCUCGUCAUCGGAGCGAGCGGUUUUUACUCUACUCGGAGAAUGGCUCCUCACAUUCCCAUACACCCGGUACAACAAAUUCCUCUCCGAGGUAUCAACACGGUGUCAGGCAGAACAGUCAAUCCUCUAGCUACGGAUAUUUGUACGGACGCGCGUCGAGCAACAAUAUGUCUGACAGCAGCGUGUCCGACACUCACAGCGGCGGCACGGCUAGGACGGUGUCGCAGCAAACGAGCCCGUCGCAUGGCACGCAUUCCUCUUCUCAGUCUCGACAGGACAACAGUUCUAUCAUUUUCACGGCUCUGUAUGAUUACAUUGCUCAGGGUGAAGAUGAGUUGUCGCUGGAAAGAGGCGAAACGGUUGAGGUUCUGUCGAAAGAUUCUAAAAUAUCAGGAGACGAAGGGUGGUGGACGGGAAAGAUACGGGGGAAGGUCGGCAUUUUUCCAGCAAAUUUUGUCGCCGAGGCGGAAAGUAUCGACAGGGUGUCAUCGGUGAUCGAUAAGGUGCAGCCAGUAGAAAUAGACUUUGAAGAAUUACAAUUAGAGGAGGUGAUCGGUGUGGGUGGUUUUGGAAAGGUGUAUAGAGGAUUCUGGCAGAAACACGAAGUUGCGGUAAAAGCAGCCAGACAAGACCCUGAUGAGGAGCCUAGUGUCACGUUAGAAAAUGUUCGACAGGAGGCCAAACUCUUCUGGUUGCUUAAACACGAGAACAUCGUGCAAUUGGAGGGAGUAUGCCUCAAGAUGCCGAAUAUGUGUCUUGUAAUGGAAUAUGCUCGCGGCGGAAGUCUCAACAGGGUCUUGAGUGGUAGAAAAAUCAGGCCAGACGUACUUGUCGACUGGGCGAUACAAAUUGCUCGAGGCAUGGAUUAUUUGCAUAAUAAAGCUCCGAUCAGUCUUAUACAUCGAGACUUAAAAAGUUCGAACGUACUGCUGAGCGAGCCGAUAGAGAACGAUGAUCUUCAAUACAAAACGUUGAAGAUAACCGACUUUGGCUUGGCUAGAGAGGUUUACAAGACUACUCGCAUGUCGGCUGCAGGCACGUAUGCAUGGAUGGCUCCCGAAGUUAUAAAGAAAAGUACAUUCAGUAAAGCCAGCGACGUGUGGAGCUACGGUGUACUUCUGUGGGAACUCCUAACCGGUGAAACCCCUUACAAAGGGAUCGAUGCUUUAGCCGUUGCUUAUGGCGUUGCAGUUAACAAGCUUACAUUACCGAUUCCAUCAACGUGUCCACAGCCUUGGAGGUAUCUAAUGGAAGCUUGCUGGUCUUCGGAUAGCCAUUGCAGGCCUGGAUUUGCAGAAAUAUUGGUUGCCCUGGAUGAAGUACGAAGUGCAUUCGCCGCUACUCCACACGAGUCGUUUCAUACAAUGCAGGAGGACUGGAGAUUGGAGAUCGAACAAGUACUCCACGGGUUGCGCAUGAAGGAAAAGGAGUUGCGCUGCAGGGAGGAAGAACUGACGAAGGCGCAGGUGCAACAGCGACAACACGAGGAGAACCUGCGACAGAGGGAACAGGAGUUGGCCGCUCGAGAAAUCGAUUUGCUGGAGCGCGAGCUCACCGUCAUGAUAAUCCAGCAACAGAACACGCCGACUCCUAACAAGAGACGCGGAAAAUUCAAGAAGUCGAGGCUGAAGCUGAACAAGAAGGAGCCGGGGAGCAACAUCAGCGCACCAUCCGAUUUCCGUCAUACGAUAACUGUCCAGCAUACGGCAUUGGACCGGGGGAAGACCAGGAACCCGUCGAGGCCGAACAGCCCGCCAGGCUCCCCGAGUAUACCGAGGCUUCGAGCCAUAGCUCUACCAGCCGACGGAGUUAAGGGUAAGACAUGGGGCCCGUCGACGCUGCACCAGCGCGAACGCGGGGCUAUUAUCACGCAGCCGCCUAACACCACGUCGCCAGGCGGCAAGCGUUGGUCACGCUCCGCCCCGGAUCUCGAAAAGACCCCGCUGCGCACGGCCCUCCUGGCGAGCGCGCACCGCUCGCCGCUUCUCCAGGAAAUAGACUAUUCGGCGCUACCGCCAGAACUGCCGACGGAUUGGAUAACGACGGAUUACCCUCUAAAGCCCGGGCUGACCGGGCCGUACAUUAUGCCGAUGCCGGUACCAAUGCCGACCCUCUAUAACGGGGAGGCGAAAAAACCAAAGUUAAGCAUAAUAGAACUGGUCCUGUACAACAUUGCGGCUAUGCUGGCUGGCGUGGCGACCGGCUACGACGUGAGGAUGUCGAACGUGUCGCCGAUUCAUCCGAGGCUACAACCGAGGCUGAACGACUGCGAGGAUGAGCCCCCCAGGUGGUGGUUCCAGGCCGACACCGGCUCGAAUCGCAAUUCCGCUUAUCUGGGUCCGGAUUACGAGUUCAGCUCGACCAGCGGCUACCCGCACAACACUUAUCAUGGACCGGCACGACACUAUAGGCCGUUCCUGAGCAACAUGGGUGGUAUCGCGCCAGGCCUUCCACCAGCCGUGAUGCCCGAUAAGCCGUUGCGUUUCACGGAUUCCCCUCAGCAUUAUGCCAGCGGUACCGGCUCGAAUGCCCCGACACCCAGUCCUCGAAGGAAAAGCUCCAGCACCAGCAACGAGGAGGCCUACUCGCCCGAGAUGGGCCGAAUCGACAGGCUGGAGAGGGUGCCGACCAUCUACAUGGGCAACACCACCUCCUUUCCCGAUUACGGGCCCCCGAUGUACGCCGUGGUACCACCGGAGUACUAUCGACCUCCCGAGUCCGCGUAUUUCGUUCACACCGACUACCACGACCGGAUGCUGGAAUGUCCGGAGUUUCCGCACGCGUACGACAACCCCAGCAGCAUCAACAGCACGGCGAGGCCGAGCCCGAGGCUGCCCUCGUACACCCACCAUCGCACCUCCUCGAACGUCUCCAACGCGAGCACGUCGAGCCAGAGCAACGUCAACCCGACUUUCCGCCUCGAGGACGAUGCUGACUAUUCGCUUUACUCGCCGAGCCACUAUUACCAGCGCUCGCCGAACGUCUCGAGCAUCGGCCUCUACGGUAGCAAUAUAUUGAACCACGAGUACGGCUCGCAGUACCUGACCCGCCAGAACUCCCACGAGUCUAACCCGAACUCUGGGGAGCGGCCGAACAACCUCGAGGUCGUGACCAGGCUGCGCUCCAGCUUGAAGAGGUCGAACUACUCGUACAGCUCGCCGAACAAGAGCGCCAGCAAGAACAACUCGGGCUCUGGCACCCCGACGAACCCGACUCCCCCGGACUCGCUGACCUCCGAGGACUCGAGCUACGUGUCCGCGAAGGACAGCCAGAUCUCGAUAAGCAGGGUCAGGUUCUCGCCGGUGACCUUCGACCGAGACGGCGUGCCUCGGGACCAUAGGGAGACCUUGCUGGACAUCCCGAUGCAUGGCCAAAGUCAGGACGUCACCGUGCCCCUGCAGGCCAACAGGCGGCUCAGCAGGAACCGGAAGCCCAGCAUCUCGGAGCUGGAGAGGGAGUUCUUGUCAUAGCACUGGCUGAUCUAAGGGACCGGAUGGGACGUUGGUCGCUCUUGGAAUUCGACUUCAAGGCGAGCUAGGAGGCGAGGGGAUGCUGGGGCACGACGAGAUCUGUACCUUACGACGGCCCCUUGGAGCUGGGAGCCUCGGUGGUGACGCUGCACCUGUACUGCGGGGGUGGAACUCCUUGUUGACUGUUCCGAAGACACCCUGGACAGGAACAACGGAUGGGGCACGACAAGAUCUGUACCUUACGACGGACCCUUGGAGCUGGGAGCCUCGAUGGUGACCCUGGAUCUGUACUGCGGGGUUAGAGGUCCUUGUUGACUGUUCCGAAGACACCCUGGACACGAACAACGGGAGCUGGGCAUGUCCUACCUUGAUGGAAGUUCUUACAGCGCACACUCAUGUAAGGGGAUAAGAGGGACCUGAAGGUUUCGCUCUGAGGGCUUUUGAAAGGACCAUCGCGAGAAAAUUAGAGGAUCGAUCCGGUUAUCGAUUGAAAUUAUUCCCAUGCUCUCUGGGUGGCGGGAUAGCUUCGGAUCUUUGGAUAAGGUCUGAUCGCUCCGUUGCGAAUUUUAGGCGUCGAGGUGCACCGUUGAUUUUAGGUCAUCGAGUCGAAUUGUAAGCGGACGGGAACGAGGUGUGGAACAUCUCUGACUUGAGAAGGUUCUAUGAUUGCGGUAUACUGGGUGGUUUAACAUCAUUGUAUCCUUUUCACCGCAGGAUAACCAACUGUGUCGCAUAGAACGUUUCAAGGGAACGUUUCGAUGCUAGUUGUCGUGCUUCGAUCCUACUUCGCCUUAAUCGGUAGUUAGCACUUGAACUCCUUGUGGUUUAGAAGUCGUAGCGAAGAAAAAUUAUACGAAAUUUCUUACGUUUCUAGAGAUUAUACGAAAAUAAGGGAGCGAUGCCGUUGUAUAUGUUAAUGCAAUUCGCUAGUCUUCGCAGUUAAUAUGUCUUAGGAUUUAAAUAUUCUUAACGGGGGCAAGACAAGAGGUGGUCGGUAGAACUUUGCUACGGUCUCCGAACGUGGCGUUUCCUUAAAACGUUCAUUGCAUAUCGCAGGUUCGAAUUUCGCAGAACAAGCAAGACCUCUCCGUCGAGGAACAGUUCCUCAUAUCGCAAGAUAUGCGUCGAGGGUGCCGAAUGCGAUUUCGAGAUCUGGCUCUUAGAUCAAUCUCGUAUCGAACGGGUUAAGUGGAGGAAAGGAGACGAAUUCGCGAGGAUUCGGGCCGUGUAAGAUAUGUGGGAGUCCUUCCACCUCGAAGAGGACACUUAUCGAGCUACUUCUAGGAUCUGGUAUAAAUGACGAGAUAAGCUUCAUUUAUCGGAGCACUCUUUCUUCCGAGAUAAAAAAAUCCCCAUUAAGGCGAUGUGAAAGUGGCGUCAAAGAGGCCUCGUUUAUGAAACU